Molecule: messenger RNA, 3102 nt
Organism: Ectocarpus siliculosus
Lineage: Eukaryota; Phaeophyceae; Ectocarpales; Ectocarpaceae
Source: the annotation of a GenBank genome assembly
AUGGGGGGCACCGCGGCCAGGACACCGGUAUCGGAGGGGUGGGGGGGGCACGCCGGCGGCGGGAUGGUGUCCACGGCCAUGAUACCUCUAAAGCGGGCUCGCCUCAGCCCCUCGCCGGCUACGGGACUGAUCGGGUUGAAGGAGAACGCGUACAUCGGCGACUUCUUCCAGACCAUGGGCUUCUUGCCCAUCACAAGCGAGAGCUUCAUCCGUAAGGCCAUGGUGAGCACCAUGUUCCGCACCAUGCAGGAGCGCGACCCGGAGUUCCCAGGGCCUGAAGCAGGAGGCGUUGUUGGCGGCGGCCACGGGUGGGGAGAAAGCGCACUGGUGCCAGGUGGUGGUGGUGGUGGCGGCCUGGUACGGGCAGAGAGUGCCGUCGAGAACGCGGCGGCGGCGUGCGUGCUGUGGAGUACUGUCGGGGUGGGGUGCUUGAUUCGAGGGCGGCCCAAGUCCUCGGUGGAGGGAUACGUCCACCUUGCUCGGGAGGCGCUGUCAGUCUGCUUCGACGAUGGUACCGCGGAGACGGCUAGGGCAUUCACGGCGAUGGCGCUCUUUCAAGACUUCAUGGGCAACGAGGACAAGUUCAUCAAGUACAUCGACUUCGCCAAGUCGAUCAUCAACGCUCUGCCCCCGGAAAAGGUCCCGGCGGACCUCCUGGAUACGCACCUGUUCGUCAAGGCCUGCGACAUGCUGGAGGGGUACAGCCACCAGGUCGACGAGGAGUAUAUCAAGGCUGCCAGUGGGACCCUCGAAUCCUGCGCGAUGGCUAAGGAGCCGAGGCUCAUCCAUCAGAAGGACUUGUGCCGCUGGCUGCUCAAGGCGGACAUCCGCCUCACCGCUUGCUUCUCGGUGGACAUGCUGGACAAGGGGGCGUUCAACGAAGACAGCAGCGACGUCGGAAGCCUCAGAAGCUUCGAUCAGUCCACGGAGCCCCCUCCGCCGGGAGAGAUGAGCCUCAAGUUCGCGGCGGAGUUGCUGCCGGAGUGCGACCUGAUGGUUCAUGCCACACAGACGCCCGAGGUGAAGGGAGGCGUUGGCGAGCUCUACUUCCACAGCAUCAUGGCCUACGCCAACGUGCUGCAGGGGCGGCAAUCGUGGGCUAUGGAUGGCCUGUGGCGCUGCGCGGACAUCUUCUUGACUAGCCCCGGGAUUUGCCGCCUGACUGCGUGGACGCACUUGGCCCACUGCACCCUCGCGUGCCUGCUGCUGUCCGGCCGCCACGAAAAGUACGAGAGCCUGCGGCAAGCGUACAACUCCGUGAUGGACGAACCUAGCGCCGUAAGGGUCCCGCCUGCGGAGGAGUGGACAGGCAUGGAGUGCAUCUGCAAGCACGUGUUCUGCAGGUCUCUGUACUGUUUCUUCAUGACCAUCGUGCUCCCACAGCGAGAAAAGGAUACCCUGGCGGAGUCCGUGGACACAGCCUUCACCUCCUCAAUCGGGGACGAGUCGAAGCCGCCCCCCCCCCACGUGACGUCACCGGGGGCGCCGGCGAAUCGCGUGAAAGAGGAGCAUGUACAGAGGAAGGGGUGUGUCCCAUUGCAACUGGCCCAAGGUAACGUUGCUGCGGCUGCCGGUGGUGCUGGAGCGGGUGCUGGUGCUGCCGGUCGAGGAGAAGAAGUGAUCGCUGGGCUCGAGCUGUUGGUUGCCUCGGAGCUCGACGGCACGGAUGACGCUGGCCUCCUUGAUGCGUUCGACGAGCUUCUGGGGGAGGACGUCUUGAACGGCUUCGGGCAGGAUGGUGAUAACGACACCGACGCGAUUAUGCUUCCGUUUUUCGAGGGGAAGCCUUAGAGGGGGGCGCGGCGGACGGGAGCGGGGGGGGGGGGGGUCGUCUAUGUACGCGUCGUUGGGUGUUUUGCCAUUAGACAUACAUCCUCCUAGAGGCACCUCGAGCGCUCUCUGUGUAGCUACGGGAAGGGUGUUCGGUUACAGGCUGUGGUGUUAUCAGGAUUUGGUACUGUAUUUUAUCAGGAUUUGCUAUGUACUGUAGUUGAGUGCGCAUGUGCAACAACGCCCCUUCUUUUGUUUCGGUCUCUUCAAUCGUGUUUUGCUUCCUUGCCUUGUCGCCGUGUGCUUACGGUCUCGAUUAUGAAUGGUCGUUGUCUUACCCGUGUCUCGGUUAUUGUCUUGAUAGUGUGUGCUUCUUGUCUCACUCGAGUUUUGCUCACUACCUUGAUCAUGGUGUGUGUUUUAAUCGUGUCUUGCGUGUUGUCUUUAUCGUGUUCGGCAUGACCGCAGUUGAUGGUAAGCGGUUGGUGCGUAUCCGCGGCGAUCAUGUCUCAGGUUGAAUUUCUGUCACUGCAGAGCGCCCCAGCCGUACAUGAAACAGAAGCGGAUGCUUGGGGUUGCCGUGAGGUAGGCACGUUUGAUCUGGACGUCUUCCGUAUGCGUCCCCGAUUUUCGCUGCUGAGACCCCCGUGUACAUAGCAAGGGCAUAGCAACCGAACGGUCUGUGUCCCUUGCAGUUGGGAUAGAAGACUUUUGUUGGUCGUUUGCUCACCAUAAAUUGGUUUCGUCGCCAAACAGUGUAGAAAUUUUGGAUUUAUUUAUGUGUGGGGGGCCGUGUUUGGAGCGUCGAUGUACCGCCAUCACGUAUCGGUGGGCCGUGGUUGCCGAAGGGGCUGCCCUCUUUCCUUUGCUGUCGGUGUACGGGCAUGCAGUCAUAUGCCGUAACGCCGGCUCGCCCCCCAUGGCAAGUAUUUCCUCGGUCCCAGGUUGAGUGAUGCUGUGGCCGCUUGCUAGAGCACGAAAAUUUUGUUGAAAAACUUUUAACCCCUUUGGGUCUAGGCUGGACUGUCAGAUUUUUUUUUUUGCGCCAAAAAAAAAAAAAUGAGAGCGAGAGCGAGCGGGAGAGAGAGAAGUGCAGAGAAAGACACCAGUGUACUUCUGCACACGCAACAACUAUCUCCCCCUGUAGGCCAUGAGAGAAGCCGGCGACAGGGUGGUGGCCACAGACAGGGUCGUAGAAGGGUUGGUGGGUGGUCGCGCUGCGGUCAGUAGGGCAGGUUAGCUGUGUAGCCUUUGAAAUGAUCAGUCGUCUAGCUGCCUCAACUAGUCUAUUUUCGGUAUAUUGUAAAUGAUCAGUCCAGAGAGGGCAAAAUG